UUCAGCCUUGAUGAGCGGAAGACACUCAAACCUCAGCAGUGUGUGUGUAGUUUGCAGUAACUGCGCUGGUCACUGAGGGUUUGCAGUAGAUCCUUCUGUGUGAUUGAACCGCGCUGGACUCAUGAUGUCAGCAGAGCCUGAUGUGCGUGUGGCUCCUGAACCCCUGCGGCUCGAUCCGGUCCGGACCGCAGAACUGGUCUGCCCCGAUCUGGACCUGUCUGUCCCUCUGACCCCGGAACGACCAGCAGACCGCCGCCAGCGCCAGGUGUGUUUUAAUGAUCCAGCCGUCAUCACAGCGAUCCCAGAACACAGAAAUCAACCCACAGCACACAAACCUCGACACAGAGACAAGCUCGCUCUGGUGACGGAGGGGGCGGAGCUAAACAGCACCCUGGCGCUGAGGGCGGAGCUUGAGGAAGUGGAGAGCCAGGUGUUUGAUCCUGAGAAAGCCGUGAAGGAGAAACUUCGGAGUUCAAGCCUCGCAAAGAGCCACAUCAGCAGCAGAGCAGCGGAGGGCCUGAAUGUCCCUCGCUCUCAGCUCCUGUAUCGGGCCUUAGUCAGCGUCAGCCUAUCACGCGAGCAGCUCAUCAGCCAGGCACUGCAGGAUAGGCCAGCACUGGCCCCGCCCCCCGCCACACUGACCAAUAAGUCUCAGCCACUAGAGGCUCCUGAUCUGCUGCAGUUCUACAGUCCUGACAAGAUGCUCAGAGAGACUCCGCUGUUGCCUGGCGACCGCAUCCCUUUGCCCCGCCCACAGCCUGUGCCUAGACCCGCCCACACAACCUUUCACCUACAUCAUCGGCACAAACUCUGGGAGUCAUGAACUGUGUGUGUGUGAGACUCAUUUUGUAAGUUUAAUGUAUAUUAAUGUAUUGUUUUUUAGCUUAAUGUGAAUUAAUAUAAUAGCAAUAAAUCUGUGAUUAUUUAAAUAUGAUAUUGGCAGUGAGUGAAUGGACAAACGCACUCUUGCUGGAAGAAAUCUCCUGCACAGCAGCUUAACGUUCUCAUUACUCAUUAAAACAAUCAAUCCACAAAUUAAUUAGCUUGAGUCAACAAGAGCACAGACAUCAUGAGCUGAUUUCCUCGCAAUCCCAGGAGAAACUCUUUUAUAAUUCAC
Messenger RNA from Sinocyclocheilus rhinocerous, 1117 nucleotides. RefSeq names its product protein phosphatase 1 regulatory subunit 35-like. Gene Ontology annotation, biological process: positive regulation of centriole elongation; positive regulation of cilium assembly; negative regulation of phosphatase activity. The transcript is spliced from 6 exons. Gene Ontology annotation, cellular component: centriole. Gene Ontology annotation, molecular function: phosphatase binding. Lineage: Eukaryota; Metazoa; Chordata; Actinopteri; Cypriniformes; Cyprinidae. Bases 122 to 823 code for a protein of 233 amino acids. The record is from RefSeq and is a predicted model, not a curated record.